ACCGAGAUAAGGACCAAGUCUGGGCGAAACCAAAGGUCAAUGUACAUAUGUGUUACAAUUCAAUAAUACCAUCAUCAAAAUGGCGUCUCGGACUGCGGUGUGGUGUUUUUUCGGAGUUUUGGCAAUUGUAGCCGUUUACUGUAUCGAAAACGGGGAGGACAUUAUUAGAGGGAGAAUACAAAAGUUGGAGACUUUAAACAAUAAUCUUAAAAAGCAGCUUAGCAAUCAAAAGGUUGUUUAUAAUGAUCUCUUAAACGAACUGGCAACGUCAACUGAUUAUAGUGUAAAUGACAAUCAUCAUCAAAAGAGGCAGGCACUGACAUGUGAAGGCCCAAUUGUGUUCCAUGCCAGACUUCAAAACGCCAUCUACCCUAUCGGAACCAAUCAGAUCAUCGCGUACGAGGACGUAGUCACCAACGUUGGUAAUUCCUACGACUCGUACACGGGUCUCUUCCGAGCACCUGUAGGCGGCGUAUACGAGUUCAUCGCCACCAUGUGGUCCUCGGACGGCAAUUUUCUCGAGUUUGAGAUGGUGAGGAAUGGUGUGGACAUGUGUUACGGCAGGGCCAGCCAGACUAACCAGACCAUGGGGACGUGUGUCAGCAUGGUGGAACUCUCCGCGGGAGACAGGGUAUGGGUCCGACAUCUCAGAGGCAGGGGAACAUAUGCCAACGGCAUGGACUAUCCUUCAUUCGCUGGUCAUCUUGUUGUGUAGAUAUUUUACGUAAAUAAAAAUAUGAAUUACAAAA
Molecule: messenger RNA, 749 nt
Organism: Mizuhopecten yessoensis (Yesso scallop)
Lineage: Eukaryota; Metazoa; Mollusca; Bivalvia; Pectinida; Pectinidae
Product: C1q-related factor-like
Exons: 2
Coding region: 80-715 (211 amino acids)
Molecular function (GO): protein binding
Source: RefSeq, a predicted model, not a curated record